Messenger RNA from Neltuma alba, 1209 nucleotides. Its product is annotated as senescence-specific cysteine protease SAG39-like. The record is from RefSeq and is a predicted model, not a curated record. Gene Ontology annotation, molecular function: cysteine-type peptidase activity. The transcript has 2 exons. NCBI's taxonomy places the organism in Eukaryota, Viridiplantae, Streptophyta, Magnoliopsida, Fabales, Fabaceae. Gene Ontology annotation, biological process: proteolysis. The coding region runs from base 80 to 1102 and encodes 340 amino acids.
GCCCUUUUGCAUCCCCACUGCCAACAAGAACUUCUCACCUUAUCAUCUAUACUCCAAUAAUAUUUCAAUCACUUCAUAUAUGGCUUCCGACGGCCAAAACCGCUAUGUUCUAACUUUGUUGCUCAUUCUCACAAUCUGGAGUUCUGCGGCAAUAUCCCGGAAGCUUCAAGAAUCAUCUUUACCAGAAAGACAUGAGCAAUGGAUGGCCAAGUAUCGCAAAGUGUACAAGGAUGCUGCAGAGAAGGAAACACGCUUUGAGAUAUUCAAGAACAAUGUUCAGUUCAUUGAGUCCUUCAAUUCUGCUGGCACCAAACCCUACAAGCUCAGCAUCAACCAGUUUGCAGAUCAAACCAAUGAAGAAUUCAAAGCCAUUCGUAAUGGUUUGAAGAGGUCCCACAUGUCCCUGACAGGAACAUCGUUUAGGUACGAGAAUGUUACUGCUCUUCCUGCUUCUGUGGAUUGGAGACAAAAAGGAGCUGUUACUCCCGUCAAAAAUCAAGGCGAUUGUGGAAGUUGCUGGGCAUUUUCAACUGUUGCAGCAACAGAAGGGAUUCACCAGUUAGCUACGGGAAAAUUAGUGUCCCUCUCAGAGCAAGAACUUGUGGACUGUGACACUAAAGGAGUGGACCAAGGUUGUGAGGGUGGCUACAUGGAAGAUGGAUUUGAAUUCAUCAUAAAAAACGGAGGGAUUACCACUGAGGAAAACUACCCCUACACAGCAACUGAUGGAAAAUGUAACAUCAACAAGGAAGCAUCCCAUGUUGCAGAAAUUAGGGGUUAUGAGAAAGUUCCUGUUAACAGUGAGGAAGCACUUCAGAAAGCUGUGGCCAACCAGCCUGUGUCUGUAUCCAUUGAUGCCGGAGAUGGUUCCUUCCAGUUUUAUUCAAGCGGAGUUUUUACUGGAGAAUGUGGAACACAGCUGGAUCAUGGUGUAACCGCGGUUGGUUAUGGUGUUACCGAUAAUGGUACUGAGUAUUGGAUUGUGAAGAACUCAUGGGGAACUGAAUGGGGCGAGGAAGGGUACGUGAGGAUGAAGAGGAACAUAACUGCUACGGAAGGUUUAUGUGGAAUUGCCAUGGAUGCUUCUUAUCCAACUGCUUAAAAAUUUCACUAUGUUAAUGUAAGAUCAUAUCUUGAAUUAUUUGCUUGUCCUAAAAUAUGUUGACAUGUAUUUUCAACAAUUAAUGAAAGUAUUAUGAUUUCCCUGUA